This is a messenger RNA of Spathaspora passalidarum NRRL Y-27907, 3399 nucleotides long. It is a transcript of the gene HYS2, whose product is annotated as DNA-directed DNA polymerase delta subunit. NCBI's taxonomy places the organism in Eukaryota, Fungi, Ascomycota, Pichiomycetes, Serinales, Debaryomycetaceae. Gene Ontology annotation, biological process: DNA strand elongation involved in DNA replication; DNA replication. The annotation marks the transcript as partial. Gene Ontology annotation, cellular component: delta DNA polymerase complex. The transcript has a single exon. The record is from RefSeq and is a predicted model, not a curated record. Gene Ontology annotation, molecular function: DNA binding.
AAGCUGACAUCAAGGAUAUUAUUUAUAGACAAUAUACUAAUGCUGUUAAGUUGGCUAUGGAAGCUGGGUUUGAUUUUGUUGAAUUGCAUGGUGGGUACGGAUACUUGCUUGAACAAUUUAUUCAUCCUGGUGUCAACAAGAGAACUGAUAAAUAUGGUGGCAGUAUUGAAAAUAGAGCCAGGUUCUUGUUGGAAUUGGUUGAUCAUUUAAGUACUAUUAUUGAUCCUGCUAAGUUAGCUGUUCGUUUUACUCCAGUCAAUUUCUUCCAAGUUCCAGGAGCCAAUCCAACUUCCCAAGAAGAUUACUCCUACAUCGUUUCUGAAUUACAAAAAAGGGCAGACGAAGGUAAGAAAUUGGCUUAUAUUAGCAUUGUUGAUGGUACAUUUGCUGAUGCAACCAUGGACAAGACGGUGGCUUUGGAUUUUGGAUAUAUCCACAAGAUCUGGAAAGGGAUUAUCAUUCGUGGUGGUAAUUACCACAAUGACCAAGAAAAUUGGGCAGUCCUUGAAAGAGACGCCAGUGCUGAUGAUCGCACUUUGGUUGGGCUCUGUAGACAUUACGUUGCAAAUCCUGAUUUACCUGAAAGAAUCAAGAAAGGGUUGCCAUUGAAUGAAUGUGAUAAGCCUAAUUUUUACACUCCUUCUAAUUGGGGAUAUAACACCUAUCCAUUUUACGGUCAAGAUGUCACCUUUGAUGAAGAAGUUGAAAAAAAGAAAUUUGGUAUUCCUUUAGUGUGAGCUAUUCCAUAGCAAGCUCGUUAGGUUCCUUGGUCUAUAUUAUAUAGCUAAAUUGAUACAAUAAAUCUGAAGUUUAUACUGGCCUUUUGGUGCUACCAUGUGUGAUGUAUGUCUAUAUUUUUAAAUCUCUUAGAUUGCGGAUGUACUAGUAUUGUCCAUAUUCUAGAGGUGGAAUGUGUAGACGUGUUAUAUUUGAUAUUCAGUGAGUGCAACUCUGUAAAUCCUGCUUACAUUCAACGUUGUUCUGUUGGCUACGAAAAACGCGUCUGGGUUGUGUGUAUGUUAGCUCACGUACUUUUUUUUCAGAAGGAACGAAUAACACUACUGGUAAAGACAACACCAUCGGAUCAUGUCACAGUACAUAAACCAAAACCUCACCAACCCGUUGUUGAUUCGUCCGACACUGAAAAUCAAUCCAGGGGAAGAGUUUCUCCUCCCGCCACAAGGCAGGAACUACAACCAUCAGUACUACACCAUGUACCAACACCGAUUUAGUGCUCUUAAAUCUCGUACUGAAGCUAAAGCACUUGCAAAAUGGGGCAACGGACAGCAUGAUAUUGACGGCCAAACUAUUUUCAAGCAGGAUAAGAUAUUGGAUAUCGUUUCUGGGAAAUUGUGUUGGGUCAUAGGUACCGUGUACAUUGAUGCACCUGGAAAAUUAAAUAUAUUGAAAGAUGUUGAAAAUGGGGUGGAUGACGUGUUGCCUGGUGUUCCAGAAGCUUAUGUAAGUGAGGAAAACACUGGAGUUGUUAUGUUGGAAGAUGAAAGUGGGAGAGCAAUCUUACAUGGUCUGGAGUUUUUGGAUAAGAAUUUGUUAGUCACUGGAUGUGUUGUAGGGGUGUUGGGGAUUGAAGUUCAAGCCGGGGUAUUUGAGAUUAUGGAUGUGGUGUAUCCUGCAAGUGCACCUCAGAGUAAAAGGGCUGUUGAUAAUGAACCCAGCAAGAUUGUGCUCGUUUCUGGUUUAAACCUUUCCCCUAUUGGAGAUUUAAAGACCGAACUAUUGAAACAAUACCUUACGGGUGAAUUGGGACUGGAUGAAGACAAACAUGUCAAUUCUAAUGUUUCGCAGGUGAUAAUCGCCGGGGAUUCUAUUUUACCAUUAAAACAGGAACAAAAUCAAGAUUUCAUGAGUACUAAUAAUUAUGGUACCAAAAAUAUCUCCAAAUACAAUACUGAUUCACUUAAGAAGUUGGGCGAAUUUAUAAAUGAUGUCAUUGUCAGUUUGCCUGUUGCGGUUAUGCCUGGAAGCAAUGAUCCUGGAGAGAUAUGUUUACCUCAACAACCACUCCACCGGUCCCUUUUAGGAAACUUUUCUUAUGGUGACCGAUUAACAAGACUCACUAAUCCACAGUGGAUUUCUAUCGACGGAGUCAAGGUACUCGGUACAAGUGGUCAAAAUGUAGAUGAUAUAAAGAAAUACGCCAAGAGAAGCGAAGUUACUGACAUAAUGAAAGCUUCCAUAAAAUGGCAGAACCUUGCGCCAACUGCACCAGAUACAUUAUAUUGUUACCCUUAUGAUAAUGCCGAUCCAUUUAUAUUAACUGAUGAGGUUCCUCAUGUUUAUUUCGUGGGGAACCAAGAAAAAUAUGCUAGUGAGGUGUUCCAGUAUAAUGGGAGUGUCACUACGUUAAUCAGCUUGCCUAAGUUUAGUGAGACGGGGCAGUUUGUUAUUGUUGAUUUGAAGACAUUAGAAUGCGAGGUUGUGGAGAUUGAGUGCUAAACUUUAGUGUAUUAUCUGUAUAUUAUCACGUAAUAGAGAAUUAGAUUUACCAAGCGCACCUUGUGCAUCGUAGUGACGACCAUUAAUACGUUCCACUGCGUAGUUAUGUAAAUUUCAAGGUCGUAGCAUGACAUAGCCUUGUUUGUCUAAACUUUUUCACUCUGUUGAUGUGUUUUCAAGAGCUAAAAAUAGUAACCUUUUAGAUUCUUAAAAUAACAAUGAUAUUGUGUUACCGAUUCCCUUUUGGGGGUGGUAGCGCCAGAAGUAUUUUCAUGCAAGAAAGGAAACCGGGUUUGUUAGGAAUAUCCCAGGCCACUAUCUGGAUAGAGACAUAUUGUAAACAUAUGGAUGAACACAUUGGAAUAAUAGUUGGUUUCAACAGCUUUAAAAAAAAAAUACUUGCCACAAGUAAGGGCACAGCGCAACACUCCAGCAAGCAUAUUCACCACCACAUACGGCUCCAUUAUUGAUGGUACAAAACAGGUCAAUUGAACUUCUAAAGAUAGAUUUAUUAUGAAAUUGACCUUAUUGUUACCAUCAAUGAUGACAUAAUAAUUCCAGUGUGUAUAUUUUCGAAUAUAUGUAAAAGUUUAUUUUGUGUAUGGGCCAGAGUUGCCGUCUGGCAACGUCAUUGCCAGAUUGCUGCAGAGACAGGUCAACCUGACAAACCAGUUGCGUAUACAAAUUAAUAAGAUGAAAACUAGUUAGAGAUUUUUGGAUGUUAUCUCGGAGUUGCUUUGGGUGAAAUUUUGGUGGUGAUACGAAAUUGAAUUUGCCACCAGGCUUUCCCACCCCUUCUAUCCCCACCUUUAUUUUUUGUAUCAGGAGAAUGUCGUAAACGCCGCUAACAAAAUAGGUUGAUCAUAGGUGAUACCUUCAAUUGCAUUGGCGUGAUUGACUUGACAACGGCAACAUAACAUUCUAAGAUCAAGCUACAAAUUU